AGGAAGGGCCUCUUUUGUUGUGCUGGGAAGGAAAAGGCAGAUUCUUGAGGCCAGUUUGAAUUCUGGCUGUCAAGCCCUUUGCUGGGAGAAAGAUUGAUCACUCCUCACUAUUUCGGCACGCCGUUUCUAAAAAUACCCUUUCCUUUACAUUUCGUUUUAAAAAAAAAACUAGUAUCACAAUGCCUAAUGCGGUUUAAAAAAAAAAGGAAGACUUGUGUAUAUUUGUCCAUGAAGUUUUGCCUGGCACAUUUUAGCAACACAAUCGAAUUGAAAUAAAAAAGGGAGAUGCUCUCUUGUUCCUGCGACCUCCCAAUGAACCCUAGGUGUUCCAGAUACUGGAAAUAAACACCCCGUUUUAGAAAGCCAAACGUUUCUCGACCACCGGGGCCGUGUUGCGAGACAGCACGUUUACUUCUCUGUUCUCUAUGGUUGUCAGCGGCCGCUAAAAAUGUAUGCCGCUGCAUAUAACUGGGGUGAAUUAAGAACAAGACUGAUCUUGAAAAGCCACUUACAUUAGCCUGGGUCUCGCCGUAUGAUCCCACUGCUCGGUUCCCUUUAUGAAAAAAAAAGUGUGUAAUGGUACCUCUCAUCCCGACAGAGAGUGUUGCUGCCCAUGCACAGUGUAUGUGUGGUGUGUGUAAAAGAGAAUAUUCUCAUUUUAAGCAGAGGGAACGUCAGGUUUCUAACCUGAAAGCCACUGUCUCGGUGCCCACAAGAGGAAGUUCUUUUAACUUCGUUUUGCCCUGUCUGUUGGUCUUGUCAGAACCUUAAAGAUUAAUGACCUUUGCUCAUCACAAUGCCCAAGGUUCGCCAGCCUGCGAACGUCUUAAUCGCCCCAAUUACAGUAUACAACACAUCUCACCGUCACCCCCACAGUCUGGCGUGGGACUCCCCACAACACUGACGCCCCGAAAACUCUCCUGCGAGAGUCAGGUGCAGACCCGAGAUUUUUUAUUAUGAUGAUGAUGAUGAGGCGUCGGAAAUGCAACUCCCUAGCAAGUGAAACAAAACCAGGCUCCUGUGUUUUUGGAUCAAUUGGAGAAAAGCAUGCUCUCUUUUUUCCUGCAGGCCCCGAAUUUGUAAUUGGUCGUUUUGGAUCACGUGACGAGGAAUUGGUCGCAUUUUCGCCCUCGUCUCCACAGUUUAGCAGCCCCAGGUCCCCAUACGACAGUAAUAUCACCAAUAUACACAAUUAUUAAAGCCCGCAAAAUAUCGCAGAGCGGGACCCUCGUUAUUACCCGGUGUUUUUUAUUUUUUUUUUAUUAUUUGAAGACACCAGCCUUGCUUUCCGACCAGGAGAAGCUAUGAAUUUUGAAUUUGAGAGGGAGAUUGGGUUCAUAAACAGCCAGCCUUCCCUCGCAGAGUGCCUGACGUCUUUUCCCGCUGUCCUGGAGUCAUUUCAAACUCCAUCAAUCAAGGAGUCGACAUUAAUUCCUCCUCCGUUCGAGCACACAAUCCCCAGCCUCAAUCCCUGCACCGGCAGCCAGGCGCGACCCAGGAGCCAGAAAAGAGCUGCAAAUGGCCUCUCGCUCCGCUCCCCAGCGCCGCAAAGCCCAGCUGCUCCGGCGACCGCGGGGCCGGCGGCGGCCGAGUUCCCGUGGAUGAAGGAGAAGAAGUCGUCGAAGAAGAGCCAGCAUCUCGGGGCUGCCGCCGCCGCCGCCGCCUCCUCCUCCUCCUCCUCGCCCUCGCCCUCCGCGUUCGCGGCAGCGGGGCUGGACUCGCCGGCAGAGUCUCAGAGCGGGCUGGAGUCCGGCGGCGGGUCCCGCCGGCUGCGGACCGCUUACACCAACACCCAGCUGCUGGAGCUGGAGAAGGAAUUUCACUUCAACAAAUACCUCUGCCGGCCCCGCCGGGUGGAAAUCGCCGCCCUGUUGGAUCUAACGGAGCGUCAGGUCAAAGUGUGGUUCCAGAACCGCAGGAUGAAGCACAAACGGCAAACCACGCACCACAGGGAGGGCCAGGAUGGAGACCCGGGCGGGUUCGAGUCCGCGGAGGGCGCGGAGCCGGCCUCUCCCUUAGCCGGCCAGCCCCUGGACGUUUCGGGCCCGGCCGCGCCCGAGAGCGAAACGCGCGAACCGUCUUCCUCCUACGCCAGCGGCCAGGACGGCGAGCGGCCCUCCCCUGAGGAGGAGCAGCAGCAGGGCCGCCGCCAGGACCUCGCACCGGGCCCUGACAAAGCUGUCAGGUCGCCUGAGCUCCCCGCGCCCACUCACGAUAACCCCACAACAAUGAGCCAGGGCCGCGCAUCUGGCCCGGAUAAUGCGUUUCCCGAGCCGCAGGACGCCGCCUCCCUCGCCGAGCUCAAUUUCUUCUCCCCCGACUCCUGCCUACAGAUCUCAGAUGCUUUAUCGCCGAGUUUGCGGAGCUCGCUCGACAGUCCGGUGGAUUUUUCCGAAGAGGAUUUCGACUUCUUCACGAGCACCCUCUGUACCAUCGACUUACAGCACUUUCAGUUUUAGGACAGAAAGGGGCAGAGAAGCGACUUUCGUUCUCGAAAUUGUAGACUCUCGUAGUCGCCUCAGCUGCAGGAGCUCACCCAUAUUUCACCCCUAGAACACAGACUUUCAUUAUCCGGGUUUCCAGUGUAAAACGAACUCGUACGUUAUUUAAAUGGGAUAGAGACUCUACAAAUAUUCGGUUUCUUACAAGUCCAAUCAUGUUUUGACUUUCUUGGAAGUCUCUUUUUCCGAACUUCAGGUAUUUAAUUUUUUAUUUUAUUUUGCAUUUUAUUUUAUUUUUUUAAUUUAUAUUUAUUGGCGUUAGAGGAAGGAGUCGAGAACAGUGUAGCCUACUCAAUCGAUAAACUCUCAGGAAAUAAAUCAAAAAAAUGUGACUGGAUAGCGAGCUGCUUUUAGAAAUUCUCUCGAAAAGGGUAUUGUCCCUCUUUCUGGGUUUUAGAACUAGUUUAUUUAUUGAGAUUCUUUAAUAGUAAAAUGCAAAUUAUUUAUUGUACAUUAUUUUCAUAGAUGAAAUAAAACCUU
Messenger RNA from Lepisosteus oculatus (spotted gar), 2981 nucleotides. RefSeq names its product homeobox B2a (gene hoxb2a). Gene Ontology annotation, cellular component: nucleus. Gene Ontology annotation, molecular function: DNA-binding transcription factor activity, RNA polymerase II-specific; RNA polymerase II cis-regulatory region sequence-specific DNA binding. Lineage: Eukaryota; Metazoa; Chordata; Actinopteri; Semionotiformes; Lepisosteidae. The record is from RefSeq and is a predicted model, not a curated record. Gene Ontology annotation, biological process: regulation of transcription by RNA polymerase II.